Molecule: messenger RNA, 1835 nt
Organism: Medicago truncatula (barrel medic)
Lineage: Eukaryota; Viridiplantae; Streptophyta; Magnoliopsida; Fabales; Fabaceae
Exons: 7
Coding region: 581-1423 (280 amino acids)
Biological process (GO): ceramide metabolic process
Cellular component (GO): membrane
Molecular function (GO): hydrolase activity, acting on carbon-nitrogen (but not peptide) bonds, in linear amides
Source: RefSeq, a predicted model, not a curated record
AAUUACAAGACCCGUAUAAACACAAGGUCUACCAACCACAACACCAUGAAAAAACACACAAACUAAUGUGCCUAUUCUCCUGCCAGCAAGCAACAAAUUCCAGUUGUGACAAAAGUAAAUACACGCAUGACAGAAGGAAAACCGCCCGCCCAGGACUACAACACAAAACCAACAACAACAGCACGUCAGUCAAACCAAUGAAUUAGCAUUUCUGCUAACAGUGGAUUUAUCAUCAAUAAUUACAUCUCCCAUAUCAAACUGAAAAGAAGGAAAAGAUGAGGGUGUAGAGGAAGAAGGGGAUUUCCAAUUGAUUCUAAAUGGCUGCGGAAGGAAGAUAAACUGAAGCGCGAUGACCGAUUCUAAAAAUAUUUAAUGUACGAGGUUGUCGUUUUCCGGAUAUAUAAUUAUCUUCUGUGUGUAUACUACCAAACCGUUAUUAAUAAACAGAAACCGAUACCCUUCAAAAAAACAGAAACUGAUACAAUACACUUACUUAGGCCACUUACUUAACAGUUUGUUCUUUUGGUUUAAGGUAACACCUAAAACAACAAUUGAGUGAGGAAAAAAGCAAGAGAAAGUGAUGAUGAUGAUACAGAAUUGGAUGGUGGCACAUGCAACCAAACAACAACAGCAAUUGAGAAGAUUGAAGAUAACAACUCAUCGUGUUAUUGUAGCUACAUUUCUAUUCUCUAUCUCCUUCUUUCUCUUCUCUCCCAAAAUUCCACGCUCUCCCACUCACCACCAAUUCGCUGACUUGCGCAAUCUUCUUGGUGUCCCAAACACAUUGAAUGUGAUCACAAAUUUUCCAUUUUUAGUUGUGGGUGUUCUUGGUUUAGUUCUUACUCUUGAAGGAGGAUUUUUUACCAUAAGUUCUCAAGCUGAGACUUGGGCUUGGAUACUAUUUUAUGCUGGAAUUAUAGGGGUGGCUUUUGGCUCUGUUUAUUACCAUUUGAAGCCUGAUAACAAUAGAGUCUUGUGGGACACUUUGCCGAUGAUGGUGGCAUAUUCCUCACUUUUCUCUAGUUUGGUUAUUGAGAGAAUUGGCCAGCGGAUCGGGUUGUGUUGUAUGUGUGCCCUCCUUUUCGCAGCCUUUACUUGUGUACUUUAUGAACGAAUUUAUGAUGAUAUUCGGCUCUGCUUGAUGUUCCAGUUCAUUCUUCCUUUAGCUAUUGCAGCAGCUGCAUUUGUAUAUCCCUCCAACUAUACUCACGCAAGAUAUUGGUUUUCAUCAAUAGGGGUUUAUCUGCUAGCAAAAUUCGAAGCUGUUUCUGACAAGAAACUCUACCGUGCAAAUAACUACGUUAUCAGCGGGCACUCUUUGGAACAUUUGUGCUUAGCGCUUAUCCCGUUUUUACUUAGUGUGAUGCUCAUCUACAGGGAGCGUAAGUUAAAAAGAUUAGGAGAUGUUAAAGAUCAGCUUUGAAAAGAAGAAUUGAGAUUGCCAAAGGUAUUGAUGUUAUGUACAAUUUCUCUUGGUUACUUACUAGAGAUGUUGUAUUAAAAUUACCCGUGAAUGAAAACAACACACAAUGAUUUUGUGAGUUAUUUUGGAUGUAUCCACAAAGGUGAUAGAGUUCUGUUCCAUAACUUGUCGAGCUGACAAAUUUAGCUGUAUAUGAUUAUAGGCAAAUUUCCUAUCAUUUUUGCAUUGAUGACUAGUUUUAUUUGGAUCAGAUCGAUAAGUAUGUUGAGGAUAUUAGGUAACAGACUAGGAUUCUUAAUUUAGUUGUUUUCCUAUGUACUUGACCAUUGCUCAUGUGAAACUUGGAACUAAAAUGUCCAGAAACAGAAUAUAAGUUCUUCAACACAAGUCAUUGUUGAACCUUUGUAUCGUA